Molecule: messenger RNA, 1499 nt
Organism: Clupea harengus (Atlantic herring)
Lineage: Eukaryota; Metazoa; Chordata; Actinopteri; Clupeiformes; Clupeidae
Product: sulfotransferase 6B1-like
Molecular function (GO): sulfotransferase activity
Source: RefSeq, a predicted model, not a curated record
UGAGGAAAAGACUACACAAUCGCAGGCAGAGGCAGCAGCAGCAGUGGCAGUGGAGCCAGGAUCGCACACUUUUUCUGUCAUUUUAACUUAGCGUUUUCUGAGCCUCUAAGUGAAAUGAGCCAAGAGCUAACAGCUGAGGAGAAAGUCCUGAAAUGGAGAGAGAGGAGCAUGGCCCUGGCGCAGAGCCUGACGGACGAGGAGAAAGUCUUCAGGCACAGGGGGAUCCUGUACCCCACCAUCAUGAGCCCCCCGGAGAACCUGGAGGCGCUCGGGACCCUGGAGGCGAGGCAGGAGGACGUGGUGCUGGUGGCCUAUCCAAAGUGCGGAUUUAACUGGUCGGUGAGUGUUUUACGUAAGAUCAUCACUACAUCUACAGGAAAGAAGUUCAUAGACGGCCCUCCUCACAUUGAGUUCCUGACUCCGGAAAUGCAAACGGCCUUGGCAAAAGAGGCGUCUCCAAGACUCAUGGCAACUCAUCUGCAUCCUGAUGAGAUGCAUCCUUCUUUUAAGGAAAAGAAGGCAAAGAUUCUGGUGGUGUGGAGGAACCCCAAGGACACACUCGUCUCUUUCUAUCACUUCAUGAACAAGAACCCUGUGCUGCCCAACGUCGAGUGGGACAAGUUCUUCACAGACUUCAUGAAAGGAGAAGUGAUCUAUGGUUCAUACUUUGACCAUGUUGAAGCCUGGGAGAAGCUCUUCAAUGACCCGAAUGUGAAGAUGAUCACAUAUGAACACCUGAAAGAGGACCUGAGUGGAGGCAUCAAGGAGAUCUCUCAGUUCUUUGGCUUCCCCCUGACUGAGGAGCAGGUCCAGACCAUCUCAGCUCAGAGCACCUUUACUGCCAUGAAGGAGGAUGCCAUCAACACCCAUGGCAAAUUCAGCAACGUGUUAUUCCGUAAAGGUGAGGUGGGUGACUGGAAGAACCACUUCAGUGAGGCCCAGAGCCAGCAGAUGGACGAGGAGUUCAACAAGAGACUAGCAGGAACCAAACUGGGAGCCAAACUCAAAUACGACACCUACUGCAAGUAGGGAGAAGUUGGAUGGAUGUGUUAACAGCAGACAUUUGGAUAGUAUUUCUGUUAAUGAUGAGUGCCUGUCAGACUAUGUAUCAGCAAUAUGAAUCUAUAUUUUUGUUUUCAAAGGUAGUUAAAGGAGGACCACUCUCCAAAAAUCUUUCAUUUAUAUUUAUCUUUUAUAUUUCUAUAAGUAUAUUAAAGAAAAGAAAAAAAUAUAUUUGCAGACUAUUUGCAGACUUCCUUUCACUUGAUUAGAUAUCCAGUCUAUGCACCCAAACAGACGUUAUCUAUGGGAAGAGCAGGUAUCAGCAAAUAAAUGUACUUGAACUCUUAAAGAGUUGGAGUUAAACUAAAGUCCAAUGUCUACAGCAUGUAGGACGCUGCAACAGAACUAUUCCUGUAAUAACUGUUUUAGCUAAAAGUUAACCACUGCUGUCAAACCCAAACAAACGUGAAGAAAUAAAGCUUUCAUUUGACUAAUAA